Molecule: messenger RNA, 358 nt
Organism: Racocetra fulgida
Lineage: Eukaryota; Fungi; Glomeromycota; Glomeromycetes; Diversisporales; Gigasporaceae
Source: the annotation of a GenBank genome assembly
AUGUGCCGCCAAUUGUUAACUGAACAAAAAUGGCUUGGUACUAUUUUACCUCGUAUUCCUGUACCUAUUGCUCGUGAUAUCGAUCAAAAACUCAAAGAAAGGUUACAACCACCUCCUUUGCCAAGAGGUUCCUCAAGAACAAGACGGUACCGUGAUCAUGAUUAUGAUCGUCGGGAACGUGAUAGACUCAGAGAUUAUGAUCGUGAACAUCAACGACAUAGAAGGUACAGAACUCCAAGCCGUGAACGUAGGGCAGAAAGGGACUAUGAUCGCCGUGGUAGUUAUGACGACAAAAGAUUAGAGAAUUAUGACCGAAAAAGAAGGUACGAAGAUGAUAGAGUCUAUGAUCGUCGUAGGA